AUGCAAGCCCCCCUCACAGACGAUCGUCCCCUUCAACGUCCAAGAUGUUGGCCUGAUCCAUUGCGAUUAUCACGUAACGACAGUCAGAUUCAUCGCAAUUUGCCAACGAAAACCCAUAAGAUAAUCGUAGUGAAUAAGGAUAUAAGGACACGUCCACCAUCGUCGAAGGAGAAGAAAAGAAAGGACGUUUUGGAUUCUGUUCUGGAUAAGUUGAAACAAUCAACGGAUGAGGGGGAGAUUAAGAACGGUAUUGAUGUGGUUGAAGUCCUCGUCCUCGAGUCCUUCUCUUAUCUUAACAGAUAA
Messenger RNA from Necator americanus (New World hookworm), 303 nucleotides. RefSeq lists its product as uncharacterized. The coding region runs from base 1 to 303 and encodes 100 amino acids. The transcript has 3 exons. Lineage: Eukaryota; Metazoa; Nematoda; Chromadorea; Rhabditida; Ancylostomatidae. The record is from RefSeq and is a predicted model, not a curated record.